Molecule: messenger RNA, 1585 nt
Organism: Odocoileus virginianus texanus
Lineage: Eukaryota; Metazoa; Chordata; Mammalia; Artiodactyla; Cervidae
Gene: ACP5
Product: acid phosphatase 5, tartrate resistant
Biological process (GO): bone resorption
Molecular function (GO): acid phosphatase activity; ferrous iron binding; ferric iron binding
Source: RefSeq, a predicted model, not a curated record
GUUUAUCUAGGCUGUGGGGUCAGGAGUGGGGGGAGCAAGCAGCCAGCCUGUGUCCUCAAGCCUGGGGAUGGGGACCCCCAUCCACCGUCGCAAGGGGCUGUAGAGAGCCACCGUGAGUGCCUACGGGAAAUAAAGGCUCGCGCCCCGCCGCUCUGCACUGGAGCUCACCUGCCUCUCUGAGCCCUCAGGCAACUGGCUUGUUCCUCCCCCAGGAUGGACAUGUGGACGGUUCUGCUCAUCCUGCAAGCCUCGCUGGUGCUCCCCCGGGCUGCCGCUGCCGCCAGCACACCCACUCCCAUGCUGCGCUUCGUCGCUGUGGGUGACUGGGGAGGGGUCCCCAACGCCCCAUUCUACACAGCACGGGAAAUGGCCAAUGCCAAAGAGAUUGCCAGGACAGUGCAGAUCCUGGGCGCAGACUUCAUUCUGUCCCUGGGAGACAAUUUCUACUUCAGUGGUGUGCAGGAUGUCAACGACAAGCGGUUUCAGGAGACCUUCGAGGCUGUGUUCUCUGCCUCCCCGCUCCGCACCGUGCCCUGGUACGUGCUGGCUGGCAACCAUGACCAUCUGGGGAACGUCUCAGCACAGAUCGCCUACUCCAGGGUCUCCAAGCGCUGGAAGUUCCCCAGCCCUUACUACCGCCUGCGCUUCAAGAUCCCCCGGUCCAACGUGUCCGUGGCCAUCUUCAUGCUGGACACUGUGACCCUAUGCGGCAACUCUGACGACUUUGCCAGCCAGCAGCCCGAGAGGCCCCGCAACUUGGCGAUGGCCCGCACGCAGCUGGCCUGGCUCAAGAAGCAGCUGGCAGCGGCCAAGGAGGACUACGUGCUGGUGGCCGGCCACUACCCUGUGUGGUCUAUCGCCGAGCACGGGCCCACCCACUGCCUGGUCAAGCAGCUGCUGCCGCUGCUGACCGCGCACAAGGUCACCGCCUACCUGUGUGGCCACGACCACAACCUGCAGUACCUUCAGGAUGAGAACGGCUUGGGCUUCGUGUUGAGCGGGGCCGGGAACUUCAUGGACCCCUCAAAGAAGCACACGCGCAAAGUCCCCAGUGGCUACCUGCGCUUCCACUACGGGGCCGAGAACUCACUGGGUGGCUUCGCCUACGUAGAGAUCAGCCCCAAGGAGAUGAGCGUCACUUACAUUGAAGCCUCGGGCAAGUCCCUCUUCAAGACCAGGUUGCCGAGGCGAGCCAGGUCCGAGCAUCACCACCGCCGCGGGCUCCAUGCUGGGGCCUGAGUGAGACGGCGCCUCCCUGCCGGUGGGUGGGUGGGCCCCUCUGGGACACACACACACCCCCUCCCUACUCCCCCUGCCCAUGGGCAGGCUUUCUCAGGAGCCCGUGGUGUGAAGGCAGAGCAGGAAAGAGAAGGGCAGAUGAGGAACUUGUGACAUAGAUGCCCGUGUCUGAAAGAAACAUGGACACAUGUUUGGGCCAGAGUGCCAGGCCCCGUGACCGGGCUCGCCCAGCCUGAGUUCCGGGCAUUGAGGGGCAAGGAGGGAGGAAGGCAGAGCUUUCCCCUGGAUCAGGCAUCCUUCUGUCACUGCCGAAUAGACAAUAAAAGAAAAACUUGCAAAGGCUGAA